Iphiclides podalirius (scarce swallowtail) is the source of this 2415-nucleotide messenger RNA. Lineage: Eukaryota; Metazoa; Arthropoda; Insecta; Lepidoptera; Papilionidae. The record is from the annotation of a GenBank genome assembly.
AUGGCUGAACAGAGCUACCAGCUAAGGGAGAAAGGGACGAGACUUCUAUUAACACUUUCAAAAUGGGUACAAAGCGAGACUGAUACUGUCAUGGAAAAUGAUUCACCACUAAUGAAGUUGGUAUCAGCACUGCCGGAGAUUGGUCUUGUGGAUAAUAACAUUUCCGAAAACGUGAUUCCACUUUCCGACUCAGCAGUCGGCAAGUUGCUACAAUUUGGAGUAAAUCAAUGUCCCGGUUUAGCAAAGGCGUGGGCCAGCUUUGCGUCCUGGUGUUUCAGGUGGGGUCGAAAAAUGGUCGAGUUCAGCUCAAAAACACGCGAACAACUUACCGACAACGAUAAAAUGCAAAUAGAAGGUGUUAUGAUUGGAUGCUCGCCGCAAGAUUUUGAGGCUGUUUGCGAGAUUUUGUCAAAAACCAAAGCGACAUGCGACGACGAGGAUAUAGACUGGAACGAAAUAAACACGUCCGAAAUGAUUGAGAACCAGCUACGUACAGUGCCCUCAUUAAACAGUGCCUAUCCUGAACAUCUGGCUUUGCUUGUGGACAUUUGGCGUCAAGCUCAGAAAAGGGUUUUCUCGUACUUCGAGCUGUCUGCUGAUGCAUAUUUUAAGUUCCUACAGCUAAUUUGCGCAUCAGACUAUAUUAAUCACAGCGGCGAGAACGCUGUAGUAAACGCUACGCUCAGAUUGUUGAGACUUAUUGUGAAACAUGCCAUGGAGUUGCAAACGGUGUUGGAGUCAGGUUUGGCAAAUACUCCUACUCAGCCGUGGAAAGUGAUUAUUCCCCAGCUGUUUUCAAGACUUAAUCACCCUGAAACAUACGUGAGGAAGUGUGUAUCGGACUUACUUUGCCGAUUGGCGGAAGACACGCCGCAUCUAAUCACGUUCCCCGCAGUUGUUGGUGCGGUUGAAAAUGAACAGAACAGUUUAACGGAACUAAGCGUCCCAAGAUCGUUUUUGUCCAAUGAUGACGCCGAUAGCGACGAGGACAAACUCGAAUUAGAGGAUGCUGGAAGUGACAAAAUAACCAACAACGAAUUGAAUUCUUGUUUCCUUGACAUGGUGGAGACAUUGGCGAAACAAGCUCCGAAAACAAUCCUUCAGGUGAAAUUGUUGGUGAAGGAAUUGCAGAGAAUCAAUUUACUUUGGGAUGAACUGUGCCUCGGGACCCUAGUUCAACACCAUUCCGAAUUUAACAAACGAUUGACUCAAUUGGAGGCCGAAAUUGCCAAAGUAAAGAAUAACGUAAAUCUGUCGGAAGAAGAAAAGGAGAAACUUAUUAAAGAGAAACAUCGUAUUAUUUUUGAACCCAUUGUUUUCGUGAUAGAACAGUUGAAUCAAAUUACGUCGGUGAAACCUGAGACCCCACACGAAACGGCUUUUCAAGCCAAAUUUCAAUCUCUCAUGUGUGAGGUUAUAGAUAAAUUAAAAAAUCCACCCAACCCUGAAAAGCCGCAAGAAUCAUGGGCACCUCUGAAGCAGUUGCAGAUAAAAUUGCAACAGAAAGUAAAUAAGCGUACUUCGUACAUUCUGAAGAUGUGCGACAUCAGCCCCGUUUUGGCGGAAAUGAGAAAUACGGUCAUCACAAUGCCCGGUUUGCAUACAAACCAGAGGACUGUCAGGGUCACUAUAAAAUCUAUCGAGAACAACGUUGCCAUUUUACCUACAAAGACCCGCCCCAAGAAAUUAAUGUUCUACGGUUCGGACGGAAAGGCGUACACGUACCUUUUCAAGGGCUUGGAAGACUUACAUUUAGACGAGAGAAUCAUGCAGCUGCUGUCAAUAACGAAUACCAUGUUGGCGCGCGACUCUGAGAAUAAUGACAAUCAAACGUACAGGGCCCGCCAUUACUCCGUCAUCCCUUUGGGCCCUCGGUCUGGCCUAAUCAGCUGGGUGGACAACGUGACUCCGCUCUUCGCUCUGUACAAGCGGUGGCAGAACCGCGAGGCCGCCAUUUUGUCCGCUAAGACCAACAAGACGGUGAACGUGCUGCGCCCUUCGGAGCUGUUCUACAACAAGCUCAGCCCGCUGCUCAAGGAGGCGGGGAUCGCCACGGAGAACAGGAAGGAGUGGCCCGUCCCCAUCUUGAAGCAGGUGCUGGAGGAGCUGACCGCGGAGACGCCAAAAGACCUGCUCUCCAGGGAGCUGUGGUGCAGCAGCGUGACGCCGGAGCAAUGGUGGCAGAUGACGCGCCGCUACAGCUACUCCGUUGCGGUGAUGAGCACCAUCGGCUACAUAAUAGGGCUCGGUGAUAGACACUUGGACAACGUGCUAGUGGACUUGACGUCCGGUGAGGUGGUUCACAUUGACUAUAACGUGUGCUUCGAGAAGGGCAAGACGCUGCGUGUGCCGGAGAAGGUGCCCUUCCGGAUGACGCCCAACCUGGUGGCCGCCCUCGGUGUGACCGGAGUUGAG